AUGGUCGCCAUUGAAGAAUUUCAACAAUACCAAAGGCGUAUUGUCUGGAAAUUACAGGUAUACCUACAUUACCCAACGACAAGUCGAAAAAUAUUGUUAUGGAACUUGGAGCAACCUUAGGCGUUUUACUGAACGAAAAUGACAUAUCUACGGCGCAUAGACUUCCCCCCCACGAGAAAAAUUCAAGACCGUAUUAUUGUCAAGUUCGUACGCCGCGACAUACGAGAAGAAAUUUAUAAGAAGAGGAAAGUUUUAAAUAGAAAACUGACAGAUUGCCUGCCCUCAGUAAACGCAGAAAUAGGGAAGAGUAUCUCUCAACCCACAAAAAUAUUCAUUAUUGAAUCUUUGACGGCUUACAGAAAGCGUCUCUUUGGAAAAAUCCACGAUUAUCGUAGACAGCAUAACUAUAAAUUUAUAUGGACUGCAAACGGGAAAAUUCUCCUUCGCCAAACAGGAUCGUCGCCAGUUAACAGCUUUACAACAGAAGAAGAGUUUCAGAGGUUUACUUCCAAGGACUAAACAGUAAUUCGUGAUUAUUUUUAGACACAAACUGUUUAUGAAGCGAUGGAUGAACAAGAGUGUGAGUUACCUAUCAGAUACUGAAUUUAAUGCUCUCACUGCAUGGUAAUUGGCACGUUGUCUUUAGCAGUGAUUCUGAUAUAUAAUGUCCUACAAAAUCCAGACAAAUUUAAUGAAAAUGAUUCAGACCUUAUGUUAAAUACCCCUAAUUCAAAUUAUUCCUCUAUGACUUAACUUAACCAGCAUUUAAAUAAAAAAUAACAAAAAUAAAAAAUAACAACCCGCACACCCGAUUACCUAUAUAUAUACAUGAACUUACGGUUACAGCUCAACAGCUGGCCUCUGUAGCUCAGUUGGUUAGAGCGCUGCACCGGAAUCGCAGAGCCGUAGAUUCAAUUCUUACCAGAGGACCUUGUGCUGCAUUUUUCGCAGUCGUUCCUGGUUAGGUCUUAAAAUGUGUAUAUUCUCACUUGGAUUACAAUCCCUAACAUUCUAAUAUUAAUUCCACCAAGUGAAGUGCAAGAAUCCAUCAUUGAAGUCUACCUUAUCACAACCCGCACACACGAUUACCUAUAUAUACAUGAACUUACGGUUACAGCUCAACAGCUGGCCUCUGUAGCUCAGUCGGUUAGAGCGCUGCACCGGAAUCGCAGAGCCGUAGGUUCAAAUCCUACCAGAGGACCUUGUGCUGCAUUUUUCGCAGUCAUUCCUGGUUAGGUCUUAAAAUGUAUAUAUUCUCACUUGGAUUACAAACCCUAACAUUCUAAUAUUAAUUCCACCAAGUGAAUGGCAAGAAUCCAUCAUUGAAGUCUACCUUAUCACAACCCGCACACCCGAUGACCUAUAUAUACAUGAACUUACGGUUACAGCUCAACAGCUGUCCUCUGUAGCUCAGUUGGUUGGAGCGCUGCACCGGAAUCGCAGGGAUGCAGGUUCAAUUCCUACCAGAGGACCUUGUGCUGCAUUUUUCGCAGUCGUUCCUGGUUAGGUCUUAAAAUGUAUAUAUUCUCACUUGGACUACAAACCCUAACAUUCUAAUAUUUUAGAAAUAACUGAGAACCUGAAAACUUCCAUUGAUAAUAAUCUUAUCGAAAUAUUACUCACUCACUAUCUUGUUUGACUCAUAUUUUGGGUUGCAAGAUGCUUAUCUUCGGAUUAUGUUUUGUAUUAUAAUAAUCUUAUUACAUGCAAUUUCAUUGACUUUUCUAAAGCUUUCGAUACGGUCAACCAUGAAAUAUUAUUAGCUAAAUUAUUUAAAUAUGGAAUACGUGAUCAUUCACUUGAAUGGUUUAACAGUUACUUAAUUAACAAAUAGACUUCAAUUUGUACAAAUAGAUAACGUACAAUCUAGCACUUUAACAAUGACAUGUGGUGUUCCUCAAGGAUCUACAUUGGGGCCUUUAUUAUUUUUAAUUUAUAUUAAUGAUAUAGUUAAUUGUUCGUCAAUACUUUCUUUUCGUCUAUUUGCUGAUGAUACGAACAUAUUUUAUGUAAAUAAAGACCCCACUGAACUUGAAAUAGUAAUCAAUCGUGAGCUAAAAAACUUCUAUGACUACUGUGCUCUCUACUAAUUAUCUAUUAAUAUGAACAAGACCAAUUUUAAGGUGAUAACUUCAAGUAACAAAAAGCACAUUAAUAUCAACUUUCCUAAUAUCGAGCACAAAAACUGUAUUAAGUAUCUUGGUAUAUAUCUCGAUGAACAUCUCAAUUGGAAAAGGCAAAUUGCUCAUGUUAAUAGUAAAUUAGCCAAAAAUAUUGGCAUUUUUUAUAAAUUACGUCAUUUAUCUAACAUUUACAUAUUAAGGCAACUUUACUUUAACCUUAUUUACCCUUAUUUAACUUAUGGGGUUAUGAGCUGGGGUAGCGCGUAUACAACCAAUUUAACCAAGAUUCGUACUAAACAAAAUAAAUGUAUACGUAAUAUUUUCUUCGCAAAUCAUAUGGAGUCAGCAACUACUUACUAUAAAUUUCUUGGAAUACUCAAUUUUGACAAUAUUAUGAAAUUUAAAAUUGCUACAUUUGCAAAAAAACUGUCAAGUGAUUCAUCGAAAUUUCCAUACAUAUUUCAUGAUUACCUUAUACCAAUAUCUUAUAUUCACAUCUAUAAUACUAAACUGUCUGCCAGUGGCAAUUUCUAUCGGCCAAAAGUAAGAACUAAUUAUGGUCAAUCCACCAUCAAAUUUAUUAUCUCGAAGCUGUGGAAUUGUAUUCCACCUUACUUAAAACAUUUAAAUAUUGAAGCCUUUGAAAUACAGUACAAACAGUCCCUCCUAUCGUGCCUGAUAUAGUCUUAACCUACUUGUCAAAUUAUGAAUUAGAAGCUAAAUAUUGAUAUGUUUACUUUGCCAUAACGAUCUUCUACAUUCUAUUAUAUUCCAUGUAAAAUUAUUAACAUGCAGUAGCCAACUCGAAAGCUCACGCUACUUUGGCUACUGCGCACAUCCAAUCUAGGUUUAUGAUAACAUCGAUAUCAUUAUGUAAUAAUUCUUAAGUUCUAUAAUUUCAACAGAUAACAUGUAAAUACUAAAAUAUUAUGUGCAUAAUAAAUCUUUCUUUCUUUCUUUCAUUGCAGCAACGACUAAAUUGCACGGUAAAAUAUUUACAUAUUUGAAUAACAGCAAAACUGAUAUAACCGAUAAUCGUGGCUGCUAUCUCCCUGCAUGGGCGCCCGAGCGAAUUUAAAGUGGGGAAACAUUCUCCUUAUUUUUAGCUCUCCGAAGUAUUUAUGCACUUCACUUGAAUACAAUAUGCAUGCUAAUCUGUGGCAUUUUAUUCUCCUGCUGUGUUCUGAACAAUGCCAAUAUAGUAGUACCCUACUAGUCAUUUUAAAUGUUUUUUGCAAUCAUAAAAGAAUGGUGUGUAUUUUACUGGCAUAAGUACUUUGAAUUUUUCAAAUAACGGAGAAAUCGUGUUGGGCGACACAUUUUUGCAAUUAUAGAUUUUUUUAUCUUUUGUAUAUUGGAAUAUUUUUAUGAUAUAAACACAGUCAGGAAAAUUUGAAUGUAGGUCUUCGGAAGGACAAAACAAAUAUACAGGGUGUAUAAAAAAAAACUGAACAGAUUUGAAAUUGCUGUCAAUUUCGCAAAACACCUAUUUGUAUCUGUUUUUUUUACAUAUAUAGCUUCUUUGGGUACUUAUAAUGUAAAAUAAUGAAAAAAAUUUCUCGAACCCAAAUUUUGUGAACCAGGGGGGGUGUCUUUUCCAACAAAAUAAAAAUGGCUCGCGCACAAAAUUUAAAAGCUGUAAUCAUAGUUUGAGUUGAUAGAUUGAAAAUUUGUCGGGUUUUUAAUUACUGUACAAAAUUUCAGACAAUUUGGUUUAGUUUAAGCCCUUUAACUAUUCAUUUUGUUCUAAAAAGUCAGCCUUUCGCAUGCUUAAUUAAUGCCUUUACCUAAUUUGCAUAUUGCUGACAUAUGCAAAUUAAGCAAAUGCAUUAAUUAAGCAUGCAAAUAGCUGAUUUUUCGGGAAAAUUGUAACUUUGCGUGAAUAGUUAAGGGGCUUAAACUAAACCAAAUUGUCUGAAAUUUUGUACAGUAAUUAAAAUCCCGACAAAUUGUCCAUCUAUUAACUCAAAAUAUGAUUGCAGCUUUUAAAUUUUGUGCGCCAGCCAUUUUUAGUUUCUUCGAAAAGACACCCCCCCCCCCCCGAUUCAAAAAUCUACAUUAUAAGUACCAAAGAGGCUAUAUAUAUAAAAAACGGAUACAAAUAGCUGUUUUGCGAAAUUGAGAGCAAUUUUAAAUCUGUUCAGUUUUUUUUAUACACCCUGUAUAAAGCGCACUGUUUCUAAAAAAGAUGAUCUUUCUAUUCUGCAUAAGCAGAUAUAGUGGGAACCUUGAAAUAUCAAAGGGUGCUUACCUUUUUCAUCUAGUACAAAAUAUAAGUUUUUUUUAAACUUUCUUGUUGGAAUUGUGGCUUUCACAUCUUGAUAUAGUUCAGUUGUUGGAGAGAUUUUUAGGGCUUUUGAGCUGCUGUUUUACUUUAGAUAAAUGGACCUAUUCCCUAAUGAACGAAAUUUUGAUAUAGACAAGUUUAGACAGAAAUUCCAUGACAGCUUGAAAGAGCAUCACAAAAUUAGUAGUAUUCCGAAGUUUCGUUGCAAAAUGUUGUAAAAUGCGGAUAAUUUAGCCCUGCGAAAUUUGCCGUUUUUCAGUCAUUUUGUAUUACACACGAGAAAGCGGUAUCAAUUUCCCGUGCGUAAUACAAAAUGACUGAAAAACGGCAAACUUCGCAGGGCUAUUAUCCGCAUUUUACCAUAUUUCGCAACAAAACUUCAGAAUACUACUAAUUUUAUGAUGCUCUUUCAAGCUGUCAUGAAAUGUUUGUCUAGACUAGUCUAGGUCAAAAUUUUGUUUAUUAGGGAAUAGGUCCAUUGGCAACUGUCGGGAUGAUGUUUAGGUGGAAUGAUGAUGCGUUCUGUCUGCGUGAUUAAAUUAUGAAACGCAGCAUCAAACUCUUCUUAUUUGUGCAUCAUUUACAUUUACAGCAAUCGUUGAUCUACAAAUAAAACUGAAUGGUUCAGGUAACAAUAUCAGUGGACGAGUGGAGAUCUUCAAUCCAAACUUCGGUUGGGGUACAGUCUGUGAUGAUUACUGGGAUAUUACCGACAGUAAUGUUGUCUGCCGUCAGCUUGGUUUCACUGGAGCGAAGACGGAAAGAAAACAAGCUUAUUAUGGUGAAGGAAGUGGUCAUAUCUUGCUUGAUGAUGUUGGAUGCAAUGGUAAUGAAUCAUACAUUUGGGAUUGCCCUCAUCGUGGAUGGAAUAAAACCAACUGUAGACAUUCGGAAGAUGCAGGUGUGGAUUGUUUGUGCAAGAAAGGUUACACUUUUGAUGGAGCGAGAUGUGUUGGUAUGUAUUAUCCUCCUAUGUACCUAGCAUUUAAAAAACAUAGGCAAAUGUAUGUCUAUCACCGCACGAAUGUCAUAAUUAAUAUUAUUUAUUUCAUCAUGAUUUCAUUAAUUUCUGGUGAAUCAGACGUUCCCGUUUCACAAGAUGUUCACUUCAUGACGUUUGGAAAAUACUUUAUUUCUAAUACACAUCAUUUCCAAUAUUGGAACUAA
Paramuricea clavata is the source of this 5577-nucleotide messenger RNA. NCBI's taxonomy places the organism in Eukaryota, Metazoa, Cnidaria, Anthozoa, Malacalcyonacea, Plexauridae. The record is from the annotation of a GenBank genome assembly.